AAUAUAACUCUCUUUUGACGCUGUCCUUGCUUACUACAACUGCUGCUGUACUCAUAUAUAAAGCGCCUGCGAGUGCUGUCUAUCUACAUACAUAAUGUCUGGCCCAGUCGAAAUUGAAUCUGUCACGCAGUGGAACGAGACUCUCCGUUCUGCGACAGCAGCAGGGCAAACAGUCUUCGUCGACUUUCACGCAGUAUGGUGUGGACCUUGCAAGCAAAUCGCUCCAUUUUUCGCCCAGUUUGUGCAGAAGAACCCUCAAGCGAUAUUCGUGCGUGUCGAUGUCGAUGCACAGAAAGCCAUCUCGUCAAAAUACCGGAUAUCAGCCAUGCCUACUUUCAUCGCGAUCAAGGCAGGUAAACAGGUCGACUUCUUGCAAGGCGCCGACCCACGGGGUCUUGCCGCCAUGAUUACUCGACAUGCGGCUAGAGUCGUACCUUUGUCGGCGGAAGCAGAGGCAGCGAAGGAAGAGGGAAACAAGCAUUUUGCUUCGGGAGAAUAUACUGCUGCUGCUGAAGCAUACACCACCGCGAUAUCUCAUGCGCAAAAAUCCCCACAGUUGUAUGCGAAUCGUGCUUUGGCGUAUCUCCGUCUCGGAGGUAAGGAAAACCUACCUAAAGCGCUUGCUGAUGCGGUAAAAGCAACUGAAUUGGACGAACGGUGGGGUAAGGGAUGGGCACGGUUAGGCGAUGUUAUGCUUGCAGUGGGAGAAGAUGAGACUGACCCAGAGGGUGUGAAACAUAUGGUGAAUGCGGCGCAAGAAUCAUUCGAGAACGCUGUAGGUCUACUCGAAGGAUCUGCCAGUCAGCAAACAGGUCAGUAACUUGGUUUUUUCAAGAUUUCGCGCAAUGUUCACUGGCUGCAGAGGUCAAAAAGAAACUGGAGGCAGUUCGGGAACGACUUAAGAAGACCGCAUAGAAAUUGCAAUUGCUGACGCCGUGUAUGCAGUACAAGUGUAGUGCCGUAAAUUGUAUCUGUACAAAUAUUAUCGUCGAGUCCGGCGAAUAAAUAGCAUCCGGAGUUACAUAAACACGUUA
This is a messenger RNA of Desarmillaria tabescens, 1034 nucleotides long. Its product is annotated as thioredoxin-domain-containing protein. Gene Ontology annotation, molecular function: protein binding; protein-disulfide reductase activity. Gene Ontology annotation, cellular component: cytosol. NCBI's taxonomy places the organism in Eukaryota, Fungi, Basidiomycota, Agaricomycetes, Agaricales, Physalacriaceae. The transcript is spliced from 2 exons. Bases 95 to 820 code for a protein of 241 amino acids. The record is from RefSeq and is a predicted model, not a curated record.